Molecule: messenger RNA, 1215 nt
Organism: Zerene cesonia (dogface butterfly)
Lineage: Eukaryota; Metazoa; Arthropoda; Insecta; Lepidoptera; Pieridae
Product: nitric oxide synthase-interacting protein homolog
Exons: 2
Coding region: 251-1117 (288 amino acids)
Cellular component (GO): nucleus
Molecular function (GO): ubiquitin protein ligase activity
Source: RefSeq, a predicted model, not a curated record
GGACAAAUUAUUGAUGUUUGCAGUAAACUGUACAGCCAUAAAUUAAGAUAUUGAACUGAAUUUUAACUUUUAUUGAAUGAUAUUGGUUGCACAGAGCAUAUUUUUAUAUGUGUUGUCGUCGAUGUUUUUGCAUUUCUUGUGUGUUGGAUAAAUGUUGUAUAUCCAACUUUGAAUUUUAAAGGCCAUUUUCCUAGAAUAAGAUUUACGUACCGUUUUCGUGUUAAUUUAACUUUAUCAAAAAUACAUAGCGAUGACACGCCACGCAAGAAAUUGCACAGCAGGAGCAGUUUAUACUUACCACGAAAAGAAGAAAGAUGCUGCAGCAUCAGGGUAUGGUACUCAAAGUGAAAGAGUUGGCAAGGACUCGGUUAAAAGUUUCGAUUGUUGCAGUCUUACCCUACAACCUUGUAGAAAUCCAGUCGUAACUAAAGACGGAUAUUUAUUCGAUAAAGAAGCUAUUCUUCAAUAUAUUAUAACUAAGAAAAACGAGUAUACACGUAAGUUAAAACAGUACGAGAAACAAUUAAAGAAGGAGGAUGCAGAAAAAAAAGAGCUCGCAGAGGCGGAAAAAGAGGCAAAUCUAAUUAAAUUCAUGAACAGAGAGAAGAACAUAACUAAUGGAUCAAAAUCAGAAGGCCAGUCGUCCAGUUCAAUUUCCAAUCUUGCCAAUGGCAAGAAUAAGCAGCUGCCAAGUUUCUGGGUGCCCUCACAGUUGCCUGAUGCAAAAAUCUCAAAAUUAAAAAAACCAGACCCAACUGUAUACUGUCCGUUAAGUGAAAAGCCUUUAAAAAUGAAGGAUCUUAUUGAAGUUAAGUGGACAUUGGUCAAUGAUCCAGAUGAUAAGAAGUCUCUUAUUGCAAAGGAGAAUAGAUAUAUGUGUCCUGUUACACAUGACAUAUUGAGUAAUGCCGUACCAUGUGCUGUAAUCAGAACAACAGGGCAUGUGGUCACAAUGGAAUGUGUGGAAAAAAUAAUCAAGAAAGACUGGUUACAUCCUUUGACUGGGGAUAAGUUGAAAGAAAAGGACAUCAUUCCUUUACAGAGGGGAGGCACAGGAUAUGCACUCACUAAUCAGGGCCUCGAAGCUAAAAAUGAAAGGCCAGUGCUACAGGCUUAGUUUUGUGUUGUGUUACUUUAGUAACAUUUGAUGUUUAUAGUGGUGAUUUUAAGAUAAACUGUAAUUUAAAUUUCAAUAAAAACACAAAUACUUAAAAA